Raphanus sativus (radish) is the source of this 1082-nucleotide messenger RNA. Its product is annotated as dihydroceramide fatty acyl 2-hydroxylase FAH2. Lineage: Eukaryota; Viridiplantae; Streptophyta; Magnoliopsida; Brassicales; Brassicaceae. Gene Ontology annotation, molecular function: fatty acid 2-hydroxylase activity; iron ion binding. The transcript is spliced from 7 exons. Gene Ontology annotation, cellular component: membrane; endoplasmic reticulum. The coding region runs from base 182 to 898 and encodes 238 amino acids. Gene Ontology annotation, biological process: fatty acid metabolic process; lipid biosynthetic process. The record is from RefSeq and is a predicted model, not a curated record.
CGAACAUUAUCAAGAGAAGAAGCAUAAUAAACCCAUCGUUGUGUGACAGAGUGUUGCUGUUGUUGUUGUUCCUUCCCCCUCAUUGGAGAGAAGCAAGCGAGCGAGUCUCUUACAAUCCCAGAGAGAGAGAGAGAGGCGUUUGUUCUUCCUCUAAGCCAAGAGUCUCAGUUGGGUGGCAAAGAUGGUCGCAGAACGCUUCACUGUCGAUUUGGAUAAGCCACUUGUCUUUCAGGUUGGUCAUCUUGGGGAAGAAUAUCAGGAAUGGAUUCAUCAACCUAUUGUAUGCGUAGAGGGUCCUCGUUUUUUCCAGAGUGAUUUUUGGGAGUUCUUGACUCGCACGGUUUGGUGGGCAAUCCCAACUAUCUGGCUUCCAGUUGUCUGCUACGUUCUUUCAAUCUCCGCGGCGAGGGGACUGACAUUUCCCCAGAUGGGUUUAAUAGUUGCAUUUGGCGUAUUCACGUGGACAUUGCUCGAGUACACACUUCAUCGUUUCCUUUUCCACAUAGAAACCAAGAGCUACUGGGCAAACACUGCACACUAUCUUCUUCAUGGAUGCCAUCACAAGCACCCACAAGACGGCCUUCGUCUUGUUUUCCCUCCCACCGCAACAGCAAUCCUCUUGGUUCCACUAUGGAAGCUUCUGCACCUCAUAGCUACUCCUGCUACAGCUCCUGCUAUGCUUGGAGGCAUUUUGUUUGGCUAUGUGAUGUAUGAUUGUACUCAUUUCUAUCUACACCACGGUCAACCUAAAGAACCAACCUUCAAGCAUCUCAAGAAGUACCAUCUGAACCACCACUUCAGAAUCCAGGACAAAGGAUAUGGAAUCACUUCUUCUCUCUGGGAUAGAGUCUUUGGAACACUUCCCGGUACAAAGGCUGCUCAGAAGAAGAAGCUCUAAACCGGAUAUCGUUUUGCCAUUUUCAGUGUGUCAAAAACUCACUUCUGAUUCAUCAUGUGAUUUUAUGACUGUUUAACUGAUGUUGUAUACGAUCUAUCACCAUAUUUUGAACAUAUCUAGUGGUGUGUGAACCGGUUUUAUGGUGUGGUCAUAGAAAAUUAAAAUCAAACUGGUUUAUUUGCUA